Hymenoscyphus albidus is the source of this 2426-nucleotide messenger RNA. The record is from the annotation of a GenBank genome assembly. NCBI's taxonomy places the organism in Eukaryota, Fungi, Ascomycota, Leotiomycetes, Helotiales, Helotiaceae.
ACUAACGGACAUUGGAUAUUUCCCCGAAGUUGCACAAGAGACUCACGUCAGCGAAUAUUGUACUUCAAGUACUCACUCGAGUCCGGACUUACCGUACAGUACAACUAUACAAAAAAAGAAGACAAACAUCAGAAAAUGUCGGAGUCCAGUCCUCUUCGUGCGGCGAUUUUGAUCGUGUCAACGACCGCUUCGAGAGAUCCCUCGACAGAUUCUUCGAGUGCCAUCUUGACGUCGGUCUUUGAGAAUGAGGGGUCCGGUAAGUGGAAGGUUGAUGUGGUGAUGAUUGUCGGGGAUGAGGUUUUGGAUAUUCAACGUGCUGUUACGGCUUGGUCGGAUGGGGUGAAUGCUGUCAAUUUGAUUAUUUCGACUGGUGGGACGGGCUUUGCGGUUAUGGAUAAUACUCCUGAGGUAUGAGUUUCUCACCAGCUUUUGCUAUAUGUCAAAUUCCGUUGCUGAUAGUAUAAUAGGCUGUUACUUCUCUCCUUCAUAAACAGGCGCCAGGACUUGUUCAUGGAAUGUUGGCUGCUUCAUUGGCGAUAACUCCUUGUUAGUAUUCUUCAAAACGUUGACUCACAGAAUCAUAGAUGGCUGAUCAGCUGAUUUUUUAGUUGCUCUCAUGUCAAGACCAGUGGCUGGUGUUCGGAACAAGACGCUCAUCAUCACACUUCCCGGAUCUCCGAAGGGAGCAAAGGAAAAUCUUCAAUCUAUUAUAAAACUACUUCCACAUGCAUGUCAACAAGCUGCUGGAGCAGACUCAAGAACCCUCCACGAUGGAGGUAUCAAGAAGUUAGAGAAAGAAGCGGGAGUGAGCGCUUUCUCAACUCCACCACCACCGUCAUAUAGACACACCCAUGAUCACUCUCAUGGACAUUCCCAUAGUCAACAUGGACAUAAUCCAGGCCACGCAAUGCCUAUCCGUCAUACUGUUCCUUCCGAAUGGCCAUUAUCAAACGAUCCCAGUCUAGGACCAACUCGAAGGAAUCGUUCUUCACCAUAUCCUAUGGUAUCAGUUGAAGAAGCCAUGGGUAUCAUAAAAGAGCAUACCUCAUCGCCACUGGUAGCCUCGGCAAAAGUCGACGGAAACUUGGUUGGAUCAGUCCUCUCCGAAGAUGUCACAGCCACUGAAGCAGUUCCCGCCUAUCGAGCAAGCAUCGUAGAUGGCUACGCUGUGGUUGCACAGAACGGGGUCUCGAGUAAAGGCAUCUUUCCAGUGGCCUCCGUAUCUCACGCCACACCAGGAGAAAUCAAGCCUCUACGACCGGGAGAAAUAACACGCAUCACAACCGGUGCUCCUCUCCCACCUGGUGCCAACUCUGUCGUCAUGGUUGAAGAUACCCUUUUGAAAACCAUGACCGAAGACGGAAAAGAGGAAAAAGAAGUCGAGAUCCUCGCUUCGGACGUGGAAGAAGGAGAAAACAUCCGCGAAAUCGGCUCCGACAUUCAGAAAGACUCCCUAAUCCUCCGUAAAGGCGAAGAAAUCUCGGCCAUUGGCGGUGAACUGGGACUUCUUGCAUCCGUCGGUCGAGCCACCGUGCAAAUCUACAAGAAACCAACCAUAGGCGUCCUCUCGACCGGCGAUGAAAUCAUUGAGCAUUCCCGUGCUGGUCCUCUUGCUCUGGGUGAGGUCCGCGAUUGUAAUCGUCCCACCAUCAUGUCUGCCAUUCGCGGCUGGGGCAUGGGUUUCAAGGUCGUAGACCUGGGUAUUGCUCGAGACGCGCCAGGUGCAUUGGAAGAAACACUUCGUGAGGCUUUGAGGAAGGUUGAUGUUAUCAUUACCUCCGGCGGUGUCUCUAUGGGCGAACUUGAUCUUUUGAAACCUACGAUUGAACGUUCUCUUGGUGGAACCAUACAUUUCGGACGAGUGUCUAUGAAACCAGGAAAACCAACAACCUUCGCUACGGUACCUUGUAAGAAUAACUCCGGUGAUCGCAUCACCAAAACUAUUUUCUCCCUACCUGGGAAUCCAGUCUCGGCAGUCGUGACACUUCACCUCUUCGUUCUUCCCGCGCUGCAUCAUCUCUCUGGUAUCAAGCCAGCAGGCUUACCGAAGAUCCUGGUGGAGUUGGGUCAUGAGUUCAGAUGUGAUCCUUUGAGGAGGGAGUAUCAUCGUGUGGUGGUGGUGAUGGAUGAGAGAGGUGUUUGUGUUGCCACUAGUACUGGUGGACAGAGGAGUUCUAAGGUGGGCAGUUUGAAGAGUGCGAAUGCGUUGCUUUGUUUGCCUGUUCAGAAGGAACUGCUAAGGAAAGGAGACAAGGUUGAAGCCUUGCUUAUGGGGAGGAUAAGGAGUUUGUUGGAUGGGUUUUGAGGGGCAGUGGGUUGGUAGGUAGGUGGGUGGGAUUGAUUGUUACGAAGGGCGGGUGGAAUCCUUUCAUUAUUUCUUUUUGAUCAGCUAGCGCAUGUAGACUUGUAAUGAUUUCAGCUCUUCC